Molecule: messenger RNA, 1086 nt
Organism: Ilyonectria robusta
Lineage: Eukaryota; Fungi; Ascomycota; Sordariomycetes; Hypocreales; Nectriaceae
Exons: 1
Coding region: 1-1086 (361 amino acids)
Molecular function (GO): oxidoreductase activity, acting on the CH-OH group of donors, NAD or NADP as acceptor
Source: RefSeq, a predicted model, not a curated record
AUGUCUUCGGCCGCCCGAAACGUCCUCCGUCUCUCUCGGGCUGCUGCCCCCGUGGCUCGCCCUGCCGCUUCUUCGGCUCGCUUCUUUUCGGCCACCCGUAUCAGCCGUGUCUCUGAUACUGCCAACAAGAAGAGUGUUGUUCGUGAGAAGGAGGUCCCGGCCACCAUCUACGGUGCUGGCCAGGGUGACAAGCACACCGUCAAGGUUCCCGAUGCUGCUGCCCAGGUUCCCCACGACACCCCUGUCCCUCCUGCUGAGAACGAGGCUGUCGUUCCCCUGACUCGCAAGGUUUUCGAUGCCCUGCCCCAGACCAUGAAGAACAUGAGUGUCUUCGGCAAGACCAUCAUCGUCACUGGUGGUGCCCGUGGUCUCGGUAACUACAUGGCUCGCGCCUGCGCCGAAGCUGGUGCCAAGGCCAUCAUCAUCUUCGAUGCCAACCAGGAGCUUGGUGACCAGUCCGCUGCUGAGCUUCACGAGAAGACUGGCCUCCCCGUCUCCUUCUUCAAGGUUGAUGUUCGCGAUGGUGCUGCUAUCAACGCUGCCGUCGAUAACGUUGUCGAGCGCUUCGGUGCCCCUGAUGUCCUGGUCAACUCGGCUGGUAUUGCCGAUUCCAACAUCAAGGCCGAGACCUACGAUCCCGCCAUGUUCCGUCGUCUCAUUGACAUCAACCUCAACGGCUCCUUCCUGAUGUCCCAGGCCGUCGGCCGUGCCAUGAUGGCCGCUGGCAAGCCCGGUUCCAUCGUCCUGGUCGCUUCCAUGUCUGGCUCCGUUGUCAACUACCCCCAGGAGCAGAGCUGCUACAACGCCUCCAAGGCUGGUGUUAUCCAGCUUGGCAAGUCUCUCGCUGCGGAGUGGGCUAAGUACGAGAUCCGUGUCAACUGCAUCUCCCCGGGCUACAUGGACACCGCCCUCAACCGUGUUCCCGCCCUUGAUGCCCAGAAGAAGAUCUGGAAGUCUCUGACCCCCCAGAACCGCCUGGGUAACGUCGACGAGCUCAACGGCCUGUGUGUCUUCCUCGCCUCGGACUCGUCCAAGUUCAUGACCGGUUCCAACUGCAUCAUCGACGGUGGCUACACCUGCUACUAA